Brassica napus (rape) is the source of this 816-nucleotide messenger RNA. RefSeq lists its product as uncharacterized. The record is from RefSeq and is a predicted model, not a curated record. Lineage: Eukaryota; Viridiplantae; Streptophyta; Magnoliopsida; Brassicales; Brassicaceae. The transcript has a single exon. The coding region runs from base 1 to 816 and encodes 271 amino acids.
AUGAAAGCGAGCUUUUGGUUUGACCACUGGUUCCCGCUAGGACCUCUAAUAGAUCAUUUUGGACCGUCUGGCCCAAGGCAAACAGGUAUACCUUUGACCUUCUCUGUCGCAGAUGCUUGCUCAGAAAUUGGCUGGACUCUUCGCCCGGCUAGAUCUCCUGCAGCAGAAGAGUUCCAUAUCAUGUUGUGCUCAUUACCUCUGCCGUCUCUCGCUUUAUCUUCUAAUACUUACUCUUGGGCAGCAAAUGAUAUGGACCUCCCUGAGUUCUCUGCAAAGCACACUUGGGAAUCAAUAAGACCCCGUCAACAGAAGAAAGAGUGGGCAGGAAAGGUUUGGUUCAAAGGGCACAUCCCUAGCCAUGCUUUCAUGAUGUGGGUGGCGCAGCUUGAUAGACUUCCUACACGAUCUCGAUUGGCUUCUUGGGGGCUUCAAAUCGAUACUUGUUGUUGUGUCUGUAACAACUACCACGAGACGCGGGAUCACAUCUUCCUGCGAUGCGCAUAUGCUGAGCAAAUAUGGAAGAUUGUGAUAAGGAGGUUAGGGUACAUACCGAUAUUAUUCCACACAUGGGAGGCUUUUCUCACUUGGAUUGGACUGAAGGUCUCUCACUGUCCUUCUACCCUGCGCAAAGUUACAGCUCAAGCGGUCAUCUACAGGCUUUGGCGCGAGCGUAACAACCGUCUCCACAAUGGAAUACAGACACCCCCGGAAGUAUCCUUCAAAGAAAUUGAUAGGCAAGUCAGAAAUGAAAUCUUGGCCAGGAAGCAUCGUCACACGUUUCAAAACCUCAUGAGUAUCUGGUUGACAUAUGAGUAA